CACACACACUUACAGAACUGCCAUGGAGAUACUCCUUCCUUCCAUGACCAUUACUGACAAAAUCUUCCUCUGUAAAACCCUAGUUCUUCCCAAACCCUCAACCAGAGCCCUAACACGUACAAAACCCCAAUUCUCUCGUUCAUCCAAACUCCCUCCUUCAGCACAUAUCCCACGUCGUAAAACCACCUCCUACAAACAAAACACAGUCCAAUUCGACGAUCUCCACGAAAAUUGGACCCUCAAACGAACUCUACUCGAGAAGCUCAAGCAUAAAGACUCUGACCCAGUUCGGAUUCUCGAAGAAGAUGGAGAUUGGAGCAAAGAACUCUUCUGGGCUGUUGUUGGAUUCCUCAAUCAAACCUCAAGAUCGAACCAGAUUCUUCAGGUGUUUGAUGAAUGGUCUAGCAAAGACGAAUCUCGAGUUAGCGUGUUUAAUUACGAGAGAAUUGUAAGGUUGUUGGUUGAGGAGGGAUUGGUUGAUAUUGCAGUGUUGGCUUUAAACCAGAUGAAAGAUAUUUGGGGUGUGCAGCCAUCGUCCGAGAUUUACCGUUUGAUCGUCUACGGUUUUGUUAAAAGCGAUCGAUUUGAAGACGCGUUGUUUCAUCUUAAGGUGAUGGAAGAUAAUGAAAUGAAGCCACAUGCUUCAAUAUAUAACGGGCUGAUUAAAUCAUAUGCGAAGAAUGGUUUGUAUGAUGAAAUGGCGAAAUGUGUGAAGAGAAUGGAAUCGAACGGAUGCUUCCCGGAUCAGUCGACUUACAAUUUGCUAAUUAGGGAGUUUUCACUAGCGGGAUUGAUCAAGAGGAUGGAAAGAACAUACAGGAUUGUGAUCUCGAAAAAGAUGGAUCUUGAAGCUUCUACCGUCAUGGCAAUGCUCGAGGCGUAUGCUAGUUUUGGGGAUUUGGAGAAGAUGGAAAAGAUUUAUAGAACAGUUAUGAGGUUGAAACCGAGAGUUUAUUUGAACGAUGAUUUGAUUCGUAAAGUGGCCGCUGUUUAUAUAGAAAACUACAUGUUUUCUAAGUUAGACGAUAUGGGUAUCAGACUUUAUUCCAGAACCGGCAACACGAACAUCAUGUGGUGUUUAAGAAUGCUUUCGCAUGCUUGUCUUCUGAGCCGAACGGGAAUGGAGUCUAUCGUGCGUGAAAUGGACUACAGGAAAGUUAAAUGGAGUGUGACUAUCGCAAACACAAUACUAUGUGCGUAUGCCAAAAUGAAAGAUUUUAGACGCUUUAAAGGCGUGAUCUUGGAAAUGGAAGCUCGAAAUGUGAAACCCGACAUUGUUACUUGUGGGAUUUUGUAUGAUGCACAUGGGUUUGGGUUUGAUGAGUUGGAUUAUAGGAUAAAGAUGGGAUUUUUUGGGGAUGUUGUGGAGUUAAAAACUGACCCUUUGGUUCUUGUUGCUUUUGGAAAGGGGGAUUUUCUAAAGAUUGUUGAAGAGGUUGACCAUACAAGGAGUCAAGGUUGGAGUUAUGAGCAUCUAAUCGAUUUGGUUAAGCAGCGUCAACAAGGCAUAUGAUGUCAUUUGGGGUUGAUUAAGUGAAUAUCAUCCUCACUAAUUUUGGCAUGACUUUAGGAGUGUAAACUAGUCAAGCUGAAUAUUUUUCAUGUGUGUAUAUAUAUAUAUACUUAUGUAACAUAAAGCAUCGGUUCUUUCUAUUUUACACUUCUAAAUUCCGUCUUUGAGUGCUUACCUGUAUAUUAUUUUUCAUUGUUCAAAGCUCCUUUACGGGUCAUUCAUAAACUCGAUGGGCUAAGAAAGCGGUUCUUGCGGGGAGGGAAGGAAGGGAAAAACUGCAUCCAUUGGGCGUUGGGAGAAAGUGACUAGGCCGAUAAAUAAAGGGGGGGGGGGGGGCUAGAGUUGACUUCCCUCAGAUUUUAACCUCAGCCUGCUGACCACAUUUUCACGGGGUGCCUAUUUUUGAAUGAGGUUUGGCAAGCUGUGUCAGCUGCCAAAAUUUACGCCUUUUCUACAAAAGACAUUCUCAACCUCCACACAAGUUUAGAAGACGGAAAGACUUAUAGGCGGAUGACUCAAUCAGUUCUGCUUAUGGCCUGCUGGAUUCUUUGGAAGUCAAUAAUAUCGUCUUCAACCGCAAGAAAGCAAAGGCUGCAGGUGUUGUGCAGGAGCUGAAAAUAUUAGGCCUGCUGUGGAUUAAAAAUAGGGCCAGGAAAGUGAGUUUGGAUGAGUCAAAGUGGAACAGUUUUGUUUCUGAUUAGUUUGCUGUUGUGUUUGUUGUUUUGUUGUCUGCUAGCUUCUUGCUAGUGUUGGAAUAAAAUAUCGCCUUUUAAAAAAAAUCUAAACUUCUGUUGUAGACGUUUGAAUGUCCGAACAUUCGAUCUUAUUCUUUGAACAUCCA
Messenger RNA from Helianthus annuus (common sunflower), 2354 nucleotides. RefSeq names its product pentatricopeptide repeat-containing protein At4g14190, chloroplastic. The transcript is spliced from 2 exons. Lineage: Eukaryota; Viridiplantae; Streptophyta; Magnoliopsida; Asterales; Asteraceae. The record is from RefSeq and is a predicted model, not a curated record. The coding region runs from base 23 to 1513 and encodes 496 amino acids. Gene Ontology annotation, molecular function: protein binding.